AUGGAAUCCCGAUUCGCUAGAUUCGCAUGUGACUUUUGCCGACACAAGAAACUGAAAUGCUCUCGAGAAUUACCCAAGUGCAGCAACUGCAAACCUUGGCCCAGUAGCUGCAACUACCUCCGUGACAAGUCCUCAUCCACCCCGCCGGCCUCUAAUCCCAUUCAGCAAGCAUCGGAGCCAGAAAGUACCUUUGGUUUACGACUUCAACGCCUGGAAAAUACAGUACAACAAUUAGCGAACUCAGUCGAUCAAGCCUUGCAGGCUAUUCGGCCUAUUUCUUCUGACAAAGGCAGCCGAAAGCGACCCUCAUCUACGCAAGACCCCAUAUCUCAGAAUAAUAUAUCAGACUCGAAGCUAUAUAUUGGUCCCUCGCAUUCUUUUUCCUUCCUGAAGGAAGCGUCGGCUAACAUCGAUGCAAUCGCCCAACCUGCCGGUGAUGAUACACGCCAGAGCGCCCACUCAGAGCUUCAAUAUCUUUCCAAUAGUCUCACUACGGCGCGAGUUGAGCAACAAAAGAAGGAAGACUCAAAUUCCUUUUUCAUACCCUCCAGGGCCAUUGGAUAUCGCUUGAUUAGCCAAAUUUUUGGCUAUGCUGAGCUGGGUGAGCCAUUUUUUACUCUUCCAUCCGAAGACGUCUUGAGGCAGGUUGUGUUUGAACCACAAAAUGUCCGAAUGAAAGCAUGGGUCGUCUACUUUAACUAUAUGAUAUUAUCAGUCAUGUCAAACGAGACUGGUGAAAGUGACGAGACAUCCCGAUUCCGGCGCAAUAUGCAGCUAGCACUCAACGACAGCAGUGUAUUUCUCGAACCGCGUCAUGUAAACGUGCAAGCUCUGGUUUUCCUAGCAAUGCAUGGCGAAGACUACGCUGCACCCAAUCUCUCUUGGAUGUUACUCGGACAUGCAUGCCGACAAGCGGAGGCACUCGGCAUACAUUUGCCAUACCAUCAACCUCCUGAGCAUCGGCAGCAACGACUCUGUCUAUUUUGGAUGCUUUUCCUGAUCGAUAAGUCAUGUUCUCUUGCAUUCGGCCGUCCGGCAUUUCUUCCCACGGCCUUGUAUCAGAAUGUCCCUUUGCCUGACCCGACCUUUAUAUUGAAAUUUAAUCCGCAUGAGCGAGUAGCAUUUGGAGGCCAGCAAGGGGUCUCAAAGGGAUCUCAAUUUGGUGCCGAAGUCUUGAUGCGAUCUAUCCAGUGGGCUAAAUUGGCAGGAGUGCUGUCGGAUCUUCUGUCAACUGGCGACUCAUCCAAUGCAAGGGUUGAGAUACGAUCAAAGUUGGAGAGGUGGUAUCUGGAAACAGAUCGAGCAUUGACAGAGAUUCUCAGAGCUGAAAGCACGUCGGCAGAUGUCAGCCAGAUCAGGGAGAUGUCGCUCGGUAUCAGCAGCAUCAAAUUCCAGUAUCUGCAUUCUCUCAUCCUUUUGCUGAAAGGCGACGAGUCCUCUUCGGCCCUUCGCCUAUUCUCUGCCCGUGAAGCCAUCUCGAUAUUGAGCUCCAUGGUAUCAAAUUGGAGUUCUGUGUAUAACGGUGUGGUCUGGCAACUACUAUAUUGCCCAUUCACCCCAUUUUUUGUGGUAUUCGACAACAUCAUCCAUCCACAAGACUAUCACACUGCGACGAUAGACCAAGAUCUAGAGCUUCUGUCCGUAACCGUCAACUAUUUCAAGGCUAUGCAAUCUCAGAUGCGACUUCUAGCCACAGUAUGUUCAAGACUCGAGCACACUGCAGCCAUCUUUCUCAAACUGGCACAAAAUCAUGUUUCCCAUCGAGCUUCGGCCAAGACCACUGCGCCAGCAGCACCCCACAAGCAAUCAGCAAGCCACCAAAACUAUAAUCAGGCUCUUGCAGAUCUGAUGGAUCUUGACGUGAGCGACAUGUCCAACCAUAUCGAAUGGCUUCCCGUGGAUAUGGAUACGACAUGGCCGUUGCCCGAAGCUGAAAAACACGACCCAGUUCAUUCUCGUCCUGCUGACCGAGGGCAGAUGUCAAGUAACAUGUUUGAUUGGUUUUCAUGGGACUCGUAUUAUGCGGGGACUGAGGCAUGA
Penicillium antarcticum is the source of this 2040-nucleotide messenger RNA. Its product is annotated as Transcription factor. The transcript has 7 exons. The coding region runs from base 1 to 2040 and encodes 679 amino acids. Gene Ontology annotation, biological process: regulation of DNA-templated transcription; DNA-templated transcription. Lineage: Eukaryota; Fungi; Ascomycota; Eurotiomycetes; Eurotiales; Aspergillaceae. The record is from RefSeq and is a predicted model, not a curated record. Gene Ontology annotation, molecular function: zinc ion binding; DNA binding; DNA-binding transcription factor activity, RNA polymerase II-specific.